UGUGUCACACUUCAAGGAUAUAUAGUUUUUAUUGCCGACAACCCGAAACGGAAGUCUUUACUUCAACAAGUUUCGGCAUUAAUGACGCUUGGUUCCGGGAUGUAUUCGUAGAAGACUACUAGUUAGAAUUGGUUUGUACAGAAAGAAAAAAUAGAUUGAGCUUUGAAGAAGAAUUAAUUUAAGUUGGAGUUGGAACCUGAGUGCGACUGAUCAGAUAACUAUGGGAUUUGGGUUCUGGCAGAGACAUAUUGUUGCCGUUCUUGCCGGCAUUUUCUUCUUUCAUGGCUUCUGCAACUCACAACAAGACGACCCAGAUUACAGCUUCGUCCAGCAAGCAACGUCAGCCCCCAUCAUAUCAUACUACGACUACAUCAUAGUGGGAGGAGGAACUUCGGGCUGUCCGCUGGCGGCCACCCUCUCCCAGAACUCAAGUGUGCUGUUAAUUGAAAGAGGAGGUUCUCCUUAUGGGAACCAAAACAUCAGCAACUUAGCUUCCUUUGCACGUACACUGUCGGACUACUCACCAUGGUCGCCGGCACAACAUUUCAUGUCCGAGGACGGUGUCCCCAAUGCGCGUGCGCGGGUCUUGGGCGGAGGAAGCUGCUUGAAUGCCGGAUUCUACACACGAGCUGGCACAGACUACGUGAAGGAAGCCGGUUGGGAUGGUAAUCUUGUAAACCAGUCCUACCAAUGGGUGGAGAAGGUGGUGGCGUUCGAACCGCCGAUGUUGCAGUGGCAAUCGGCGGUUAGAGAUGGACUGCUUGAAACUGGAAUCACACCUUACAAUGGAUUCACAUACGAUCACAUGUACGGGACCAAGGUAGGUGGAACCAUCUUCGACCGGCAGGGACAUCGGCACUCGGCUGCCGAUUUGCUCAAGUAUGCCAACCCCAAAGGCCUCACUGUUCUUCUAAGCGCCACCGUCCACAGGGUCUUGUUUAAGAUCAAAGGGGAAGCAAGACCAACAGCCCAUGGUGUGAUGUUCAGAGAUGCGGCGGGAGUGAUGCACAGAGCAUACCUGAAUAAGGGCUCAAAGAAUGAGAUCAUCCUAUCAGCCGGUGCACUGGGCAGCCCUCAGCUACUGAUGCUAAGUGGGGUGGGACCAGCUGAGCACCUUAGGUCCCACAACAUCACUGUGGUGGUGGACCAGCCCAUGGUGGGCCAAGGAAUGUCAGACAAUCCCAUGAACGCCAUCUACGUCCCCUCGCCUAACCCUGUUGAGGUCUCCCUCAUUCAAGUGGUCGGCAUUACCCGGUUGGGAACCUACAUCGAAGCGUCUAGUGGUUCCAACUUCGCUUCUCAGACCCCUCCAAGAAACUUCGGAAUGUUUUCACCUCAGACUGGUCAGCUCUCUGUUGUGCCUCCCAAGCAGAGAACUCCAGAAGCCAUAGCCAAAGCAGUGGAAGCCAUGAACGCUCUUCCGGAUGAAGCUUUCAGAGGGGGAUUCCUCCUUGAGAAAAUCAUCGGUCCUAUCUCAACUGGUCAUCUUGAGCUUCGGAAUAGGAACCCAUAUGACAACCCUUCUGUUACCUUCAACUACUUCAAGGACCCCGAGGACCUAAGGAGGUGUGUUGAUGGCAUAAAUACCAUCAAGAAGGUGAUUGAAAGCAAAGCAUUCUCCAGGUUUAGGUACCCAUACAUCUCUCUGGAAGCCCUUAUCAACAUGACGACCAAUUUUCCGGUGAACUUGCUGCCCCGGCACGACAAUGAUUCUACAUCCAUGGAGCAGUUUUGCAAGGACACAGUGAUGACCAUAUGGCACUAUCAUGGGGGCUGCCAGGUUGGUAGGGUGGUGGAUCAGGAUUAUAGGGUUCUCGGUGUGGAUGCUCUUCGGGUCAUCGAUGGUUCCACCUUCAAUUACUCUCCCGGUACCAAUCCUCAGGCCACUGUUAUGAUGCUUGGAAGGUACAUGGGUGUGAGGAUUCUAAACGAGAGGCUUGCAACGGAAGGAUCCAAGUGAAAAAAAAAAUGUAAUGGAAUAAUUUUAUUGGUGCCAUUAAUGGAUCUUUGGGUGUGUUUGGGUGAGAUGUAACGGAAUAAUUUGAAGAAGCUCUUCUACAUUCUUUCAAAGUAUAUUGAGUUACUCAACUGAUACUGGUAAUAAAAGAUGGGCCAUUUAACAUUAA
Molecule: messenger RNA, 2126 nt
Organism: Nelumbo nucifera (sacred lotus)
Lineage: Eukaryota; Viridiplantae; Streptophyta; Magnoliopsida; Proteales; Nelumbonaceae
Product: protein HOTHEAD-like
Molecular function (GO): oxidoreductase activity, acting on CH-OH group of donors; flavin adenine dinucleotide binding
Source: RefSeq, a predicted model, not a curated record